Messenger RNA from Sinocyclocheilus grahami, 1179 nucleotides. RefSeq names its product HLA class I histocompatibility antigen, Cw-12 alpha chain-like. The record is from RefSeq and is a predicted model, not a curated record. Lineage: Eukaryota; Metazoa; Chordata; Actinopteri; Cypriniformes; Cyprinidae. The transcript is spliced from 6 exons. Gene Ontology annotation, cellular component: external side of plasma membrane. The coding region runs from base 88 to 1080 and encodes 330 amino acids. Gene Ontology annotation, biological process: immune response.
GACUGAAAUAAAAAGGACUGAAAUAUUUCAUGCGUUCUCGUUCAAAACUUUGUGUGUGUGUGUGUGUGUGUGUGUGUGUAGACAAGAAUGUUUUGGCUAAUUUUAUUAAUUAUUUUUAUUUUCAUAUCUCCUCAAAGCAAUGCGAAAGAAGAGAAACACUGCCUGCACUACAUGUAUACAGGCUUGACCAAAGCAGGUCCAUUUCCUGAGUUCAGUGCUGAGGCUGAAUCUGAUGACAAACAGAUUGUUCGCUACAGUAAUGAAAAACGAGCCUGGGAAAGAGACAAUCUGACUGUAGACGACUGGAACAAAGCUCCUGCAGAACCACCUGAAACUAGAGAAGAGUUCUUAAAUUAUCUAUAUGAUCUGUCAAAGUGCAAAUUGACUGCAGAGUGUUCUGAGUUUCACGUACUCCAGAGAAUAACUGGCUGUGAAGUGGUGAAACGUCUUGAUGGAACAGUGACGAAUCUGAAUGCCUUUGAUAAGAGUGCAUACGAUGGAAAGGAUUUUACUAUCUAUAAGUACAACCAACCUAUUCCGUGGAUGGAUAAAGUCACAGAAACCAAAAUGGAUCAUCAAACUGGACGAAACCCAUUCCUCACAGAUUUCCUCACAAACUGCAUGAACUGGAUCUCCACAUUUAACAACACAUAUAAGAGUCAACCAGAUAUUCACAUCUUUGCAAAUAAAGCUCCUGAUGAUCACAGUAAGCAGAUUCUGAUCUGUCUGGCCACUGGUUUCUACCCCAGAGAUAUUGAGAUGUACAUUAGGUUGGACACAAAUAUUCUUGAGAAUCAAACAUCUUCUGGAAUCAGACCAAAUGCUGAUGGAUCCUUUCAGCUGAGAACCAGUGUGAAGAUCGACAGAAACCACAAAGGAUCUUAUGACUGUUUUGUCAUUCACAGCAGUCUGACAGAACCAGCUUCAGUAGAAUGGGAUGGAGAAUGUUCUAACUGUGAACCAGAUCCUCCACGGUCUGUUAAAGCAGCAGUAUUAGCAUUUCUGCUAAUACUAGCAUUUUUGAUCAUUGUGAUGGUUUGCUGCAUCUGCAGAAAAAGGAGAAGAUCAAAUAGUCUGUGAAGUUACCAGUGGGAUAUAUACGAUGAGUAGUUAGAGUAAUUAUGAUUUUACAUUUACAUUUACUCAUUUAGCAGAUGCUUUCAUCAAAAGCAACUUACA